Echinops telfairi (small Madagascar hedgehog) is the source of this 1320-nucleotide messenger RNA. RefSeq names its product RAD23 homolog A, nucleotide excision repair protein (gene RAD23A). Lineage: Eukaryota; Metazoa; Chordata; Mammalia; Afrosoricida; Tenrecidae. Gene Ontology annotation, molecular function: ubiquitin binding; polyubiquitin modification-dependent protein binding; damaged DNA binding. The record is from RefSeq and is a predicted model, not a curated record. The coding region runs from base 79 to 1236 and encodes 385 amino acids. The transcript has 9 exons. Gene Ontology annotation, cellular component: cytosol; nucleoplasm. Gene Ontology annotation, biological process: nucleotide-excision repair; proteasome-mediated ubiquitin-dependent protein catabolic process.
GGCGCUAAGAUGGCGGCGGCGUGAGUUGCAUGUUGUGUUAGGAUCCCGGGGGCCUGGAUCCGUCGCUCGGGCCCCGCCAUGGCCGUUACCAUCACUCUCAAAACGUUGCAGCAGCAGACCUUCAAGAUACGCAUGGAACCUGACGAGACGGUGAAGGUGCUCAAGGAGAAGAUAGAAGCCGAGAAGGGUCGUGAUGCCUUCCCCGUGGCGGGGCAGAAGCUCAUUUAUGCCGGCAAGAUCCUGAGUGAUGACGUCCCCAUCAAGGACUAUCGAAUAGAUGAGAAGAACUUUGUGGUUGUUAUGGUGACCAAGACCAAAGCUGUCCCAGGCACCUCAGCCCCUGCAGAGACCUCGCCUACUGCUGCCCCCGAGUCUUCCACAGCCUUCCCGCCAACCCCUGCCUCAGGCAUGUCCCAGCCCCCAGCUGCCCGAGAGGACAAGAGCCCGUCAGAGGAGUCGGCCCCCACGAUGUCCCCGGAGUCUGUGUCAGGCUCUGUUCCCUCUUCAGGUAGCAGCGGGCGAGAGGAUGAUGCGGCCUCCACACUAGUGACAGGCUCCGAGUAUGAAACCAUGCUGGCGGAGAUCAUGUCCAUGGGUUACGAGCGGGCGCGGGUCGUGGCUGCGCUGAGAGCUAGCUACAACAACCCCCAUCGUGCUGUGGAGUAUCUUCUCACGGGAAUUCCUGGGAGCCCUGAGCCAGAGCACAGCUCCGUCCAGGAGAGCCAGGCACCCGAGCAGCCGGCCACAGAAGCAGCAGGAGAGAACCCCCUGGAGUUCCUGCGGGACCAGCCCCAGUUCCAGAACAUGCGACAGGUGAUCCAACAGAACCCGGCGCUGCUGCCCGCCCUGCUCCAGCAGCUGGGCCAGGAGAACCCUCAGCUCUUACAGCAAAUCAGCCGGCACCAGGAGCAGUUUAUCCAGAUGUUGAACGAGCCCCCUGGGGAGCUGGCAGACAUCUCAGACGCAGAGGGGGAGGCAGGGGCCAUUGGUGAGGAGGCCCCCCAGAUGAACUACAUCCAGGUGACACCGCAGGAGAAAGAAGCCAUAGAGAGGUGUCCCCAUUCCCAUCUUGGCCUGAGAAGACCCAGGCUAGACAGCUGUCCUCCAACCCAGCGACCCCCCUCCAUAGAGCUGGCAGGCCUGGGAAGCAGAUGGACCCCUCUUGGCCUCUGUCCCAGCGCCUGCCGCCAGAUGGAGAGACACUGCUGCCUCCCCCCCCCUCCCCCAGCCCUCUAAUGGGAACUGGAGCCUGAACUUUUGAUCCUCUAUUGGAGUGGCCCAAAUGUCCCCAUCUGGAACCCAGGUCCCCUUCCCCCUAGU